Molecule: messenger RNA, 2151 nt
Organism: Fraxinus pennsylvanica
Lineage: Eukaryota; Viridiplantae; Streptophyta; Magnoliopsida; Lamiales; Oleaceae
Source: the annotation of a GenBank genome assembly
AUGGAGUCAUUCCCUACCAUCUUGAUUCACAUUCUUCUUUUGUCUUUACUUGUGGUAUUCGGCAGUGCUGCUGACACUUUGACCUCAAAUGCCAGCAUCACUGGCAAGGAAACUUUGGUAUCCUCGGGGCAAAGAUUUGAAUUUGGCUUCUUUACCCGCGACAAUAAGAAGAAGAAGAAGACAAGACGUGUGCUCAUUUAUGUCUUAUCAUCACUAGUUUCUGGAAUUCUUAUGCUCGGCUCCUUGAUCUGGUGUUUUAUCCGGAGGAGCAAAAAGAAAAGAGGAUCAGCGACCAAGGAGAUGGAUAUAGAGCUGCCAAUUUUUGAUCUAGUUACUAUUACUACCGCAACUGAGAACUUCUCUUCAACAAAUAUGAUUGGGGAAGGUGGUUUUGGAAUCGUGUACAAGGGCACAUUAUCGACUGGACAAGAAGUUGCGGUGAAGAGACUUUCAAAGAACUCUGGGCAAGAUAGUGACUUAAACGCCAAAAUUUCUGAUUUUGGCCUUGCAAGAAGUUUUGGUGGAGAUCAAACUGAAAGCAAUACAAAGCGAGUAGUUGGAACACAUGGUUAUAUGUCACCUGAAUAUGUUGUUGACGGGAUAUUCUCGGUGAAAUCUGACGUCUUCAGUUUUGGAGUGCUGUUACUAGAGAUACUAAGUGGCAAAAAGAAUCGAACAUUUCAUCAUCCUGAACAUCAUCACAAUCUUUUAGGUCAUGCUUGGUUGUUGUGGAGAGAAGGCAGGGCAUUGGAACUAGUUGAUGAUAAAUCGUUCAUCGAAUCUGAAGCUCUAAGAUGUAUUCAAGUAGGUCUACUAUGUGUACAAAAACUUUCAGAAGACAGGCCAACAAUGCAAUCAGUUGUUGUCAUGGUGAGCAACGAAGGUGUGACGUUGCCACAACCUAAAGAGCCCGGUUUUUUCAUAGAAAGGAGUUCCAAUGAAACGGAUACCUCAACAAAUAGUGAGCAAGAUAUCUAUAUACGAAUGCCUGCUUCAGAACUUGGACAUAAUAAAAAGACGAGAGUGGUGCUCAUUACCGGGGUAUCAUCACUUUCUGGAAUUCUAAUCCUCUGCUUCAUGAUCUGGUGUCUUAUCCAGAAGAGCAAAAGGAAAAGAGCAUCCGAGAACAAUGGAAAAGAUAUAGAGCUGCCAUUGUUUGAUCUGAAUAUAAUAAAUACUGCAACUAAGAAGUUCUCUUCAACAAAUAUGAUUGGAGAAGGUGGUUUUGGAAUCGUGUAUAAGGGUACGUUAUCAACAGGGCAACAAGUAGCAGUGAAAAGACUUUCAAAGAAUUCUGGACAAGGAAUUCAAGAGUUUAAGAAUGAAGUAAUGCUCAUUGCCAAUCUUCAACAUCGUAAUCUUGUGAGGCUUUUGGGAUGUUGCUUUGAAGGAGAUGAAAGGAUGCUUAUUUACGAGUAUAUGCCCAACAAAAGUUUGGAUUAUUUCAUAUUCGAUCAGGAUAGAAAAGCAUUACUUACAUGGCAGAAGCGCUUCGAAGUUGUUAUGGGCAUAUCGAGAGGACUUCUUUACCUUCACCAGGAUUCUAGAUUAAGAAUUAUUCAUAGAGAUCUCAAAACCAGCAAUAUUUUGCUCGACUGUGAUUUUAACCCCAAAAUUUCUGACUUUGGCAUCGCAAGAAGUUUCGAUGAAGAUCUAACAGAAAUCAAGACCAAGCGAGUUAUCGGAACAUAUGGCUAUAUGUCGCCUGAAUACGCUGUUGAUGGGAAAUAUUCAGUGAAAUCAGAUGUCUUCAGUUUUGGAGUGCUUUUGCUGGAAAUAGUGAGUGGCAAAAAGAAUCGAUCAUUUCAUCAUCCUGACCAUCAUCAUAAUCUUUUAGGCCAUGCAUGGUUGUUAUUCAAAGAAGGCAAGGCAUUGGAACUGGUCGACCACAUUUCUUCUGAACUAUCGUUCGUUGAAUCUGAAGUUCUUAGAUGUAUUCAUGUUGGUCUACUGUGUGUUCAAAAACUACCACAAGACAGACCAACAAUGGCAUCAGUUGUUGUCAUGUUGAGCAAAGAGGAAGCAUUGCCACAACCUAAAGAGCCUGGUUUUUUCGUGGAGAGAAGUUGCACUGAAACGGAAACGUCAACAAUUGAAGAGAGAAGCAUCAGUCAAAAUGUAGUAACAAUAACUGUGCUGGAAGCAAGAUAA